Acanthaster planci (crown-of-thorns starfish) is the source of this 6725-nucleotide messenger RNA. RefSeq lists its product as uncharacterized. NCBI's taxonomy places the organism in Eukaryota, Metazoa, Echinodermata, Asteroidea, Valvatida, Acanthasteridae. The record is from RefSeq and is a predicted model, not a curated record. Gene Ontology annotation, cellular component: membrane.
CACUUGAACUUCACUGUAACGUACCGCUAUCGUCCCCACCACCAACAAAGGGCGUAGGGAUUAACCAAUUUGUUCGGCAUGCAUGACGUAUUUCUUCGAGCUUUCAUUGGAUACAAUUCAUCGGGCGUUAAUUUCCAUUGGCAAACAACAACCCACAAGGCUUUGUAACUUGUACUUCCUUCGCAGAAUUUUUGUGAAGGAUAUUAGCGCAUACCGGCUUCUCAGUAUAGGCGGUACGGGCAGUCGCAUAAACCUACCUGCAGCUGCAGUUUUAUGACGUCGGGGGAAUUUGCGACAGUCGUUUGUGUGGCAGAAAUGUGCGUUUUUUAAUCAAGUUGACAUCAAAAUUUGACAAACGAACAUUUGGAUCGUGUCUCCAGUCUGAGCCAAGCCAAACGAUGACGACCUUACACACUGUGGGCAUGGCACAGCCAUCCCAAGCUACCGUAGUCAACCAGCAGCCACCGCAGCAGACCAUCACUUACCAGACUGUUCAGGCCCAACCCAAGCCGGCUGACACGGUCGUGAGCACCUACAACGUGGCAACCGCCCGCCAGACUGGCUAUGUGCAGUUGGUGUGCGGCGUGCUGACCGUUGGCCUGGGUAUUGCAGCCAUCGUCAUGGAAUGCAACUAUGCUUGGGUGGCCAGCCCCAUCUGGAGUGGCAUGGCGUUUUUCAUCGUGGCUGGUAUUCUUGGCAUAGCAUCGGCUGCUAACCAGAACAACUGCGUGAUCAUCGCCCACCUGGUCAUGUCCAUCCUGGCUUCUCUCGUGGCCUUCCAGCUGAUGUGCAUCAUGAUUGUUGCAGGUCUGGCAGAGGUGAAUGCAUUCUGUAACCGGGAGUACAACAUCUUUGGAUUUUACGACCAAGAAUGCUGGAGCAACGGUGGCUGUAUUGCUGUGGACAGCAUCGGCGGUCUUGUGGCUUUGAUUGAGCUGAUUGUGGCCAUUGUGGCUUCAGCCAUCUGUUGCCGUAGUGGCUGUGGAUCUGGGACCGUUGCUACCCAGCAGACUGUGGUGCAUCACUAUGUUCCAAACAGUGGCAACGUGACCAUCAUGACCAACCCUCAGCCAUACGGCCAAGGCAUGGCCCCACAACAGGGCUACAUUCAGCCACCUAGUCAGCCUGGGGCUCCUCCACAAGCGUACAACAACCAGGGUUUCCACAUGGCCCCUCAGACAUCCGGGACUGCCCCCGCCAUGCAUGCGCCCCCUCCCUACAGCUGUGAAGACAAGAUGCCUAUUCCACAGUCUUAAAGCGGGCUGGAACUCACUGCCGAGAACACAACUCAAACCCGAAAGGUAGCACGAGUAACCUUUAAAACUCGACUUCUCAAAACUCAUCAUUUUGUGUACACAGUCUGAGAGCUGCUGGUUUUCCAUUUCAGAGAUUUGCAUAGCCAUUUGUGGUUUUUUUUUAUCAGAUUUUGUCCAUUUUUGUAAUAUGUGAAAAAGAAGUUUCAAGCUUCAUCAUCUGGUUCUCAAACUGGUUGUAAAAUUCUUUCCAGAUGUAAAAUAUUCCAUCAAGCUUUUGCUUUUAUUUGAAAACAUUUUGUCAGUUUUUGACUCACUAAAAUUUGUCAGCUAGCACAAACCAUCUCCCAGUGCCGAAGAUGAGAAAGCGCAUAAGAUAAGAUGCAAAUCAAAGGGAUAAUUUCUCGACAUUAUAUUGUAUAGCGCCGUCUUGCUAACAUGCACUGAACAUACGUGUACAUGUGUACGAGUAGGUUUUGUUUCCAACAUUUGAAUCCUUGGCCGAGUUCAGACAGCUUUUUCUCAUAAGUUCACAAACAGCUCGAUAUGUUGUUUGUAAGUCGGCCGCUCAAAUGCCAAGAUGGUACAACAGGUUAUUGCUGGUGUAGUUAGUGGCAGUUAGCAACAUGCAUUAUUAUGGCGGCGCCCAUACACGUUCUUUGAGAAUUAAUGUUCGGAUAACUGGGCUGAUUUCUACUCUGUUUAAAAAGAAACAUUCAUUUCUGACUUACGGAAACUUAUUGAUAGUAUUUUUGCAUAACUUCCUGUUGUCUUCAUCUUUGUAAGCCAUCUCGCUAUUUUUUGCGGCUGUUCAAAAAUUAAAACCCCACGAGUAUUUCUUUGUGUUCCUGUAAAACCCUGAUGAGGAGGUGGUGUGUGAUCCUGUUCCAAGAACAAUGUUCUUGGGUCCUGUUCCCGCAUUUCGAGCGCGAGAACAAGAAACCUGUGUCAAGAACAUAUGCCCGAACUCGACCCUUGAAUCUUUGUUUUUCUCUGAAGCGGGAAAUCAUUGGUCUUGGAACCAGCAGUAUUUUUAUUGCGAUGGAACCAACAAAUAUUCACAUUAAAUGUUUCAUGCCAAACAUUUCAUUCACAUCUAUACCAAAAAAAAAUGGAAUUAUGAAAAUUACUAUGGUUAAUGUUAUUGCAUCAAACCAAGUUAUUAUUCACGAGGUAAUUUACAUGUACACGUAGUGCACAGAAGUAAACAGUUUUUCCAUGUUCAAUAGUUUGAACACUUUACCCUAGUAAUUAAUAUAAGCACCAGAAUUUUAUCUCUAUUACUUUAGCCAAAGGUAAUUACUCAGAUAUUCAAGCACAUAUCAGACAGAAAUUCUGACUCAAAUAUUGAGCAUUUUGCUUAGUCAAAAUAGGGUUCUAGCAUUGUCUAGGGUCUGGACUUUUAUUUUUAAUAUGAAAUGUUUCCUUUUUUUGAAAGCAUAUCAAAGGCAAAUUAUUUACAUCUAUAUAUAUGUACACAAUACAGUGAAUGUUUUAUUUGUUGUUUGGCAACUAAAACAAGAAUCCAGUUAUCAUUACACCCCUCAUUAGCACUCUGCACGUUCGGUUUUUUUUUUCCAGGGGAUUCUUGGGUAUUAAACCAAAAAGAAAAUGAACAAACAAUUUGAACAUUUGCCAUGAAACCAAAACCAAAAUUGAACAAGCUCAUUAAAGAUUUUGAGUCAGUGCCCCAAUUUUGGAGCCAGCCUACAACCAGCAGGUGCAUGUGUAGAAAAAAUACCGGUUGCUCAGGCUAAACAGUGACCAAAACAUUUCUUAAAAAAAACAAACAAUAUCAGUACUUGUGAGGUAUUAUUUGGGGGGUGAGUUGGGGAGUGGGCAGAUUAUUGGAGCCAAUUUAAUGAAACUUACACUAUGGUGUAACUGAAGUUAAAGGUAUGCUAUAUUUUAUUAUGCAAAUUGGGCUUCAUGAAAGUUAAACACUGCAUAAGUUUGCAGUUAAUUGGUAGUGGCAUGACUUUUGCACUCAUUUAGGUAGCAUAAGUUGCACCAAACAAACGUACCAUGUUCCGUAAUGCUUCAUGAUCAAGAUAAGACCAAAAAUUUUGAAAUAGCGGGCAGAGCUACGUGUAGGUACAUGUGCAAGACAGCCUCAUAUUGAAAAGGAGCAGCGUUAUUAAAGGUGUUAUUGUCCUUACCUAAGAUAUUUAACAGAAUUAAAUCAUUGCACACCUUAGCAACUUUUCAGGAAGUCGCUGUAAGUACACUGUGCAGCUGACAGGCUGAUUCCUACCAUGCUGAUUCAUGAUGCAAAGUCGUGCCAAGUUUCGAUAAAUUGACUGCUGGAAUGAUGCAACUGCACACCAGUCUUUCAACUGUUACAACUCAUGUGCUUUAAGUGCACUUCAUUGAAAACCAAAUCAGUUUUCCAGUUCGUAUCAACUCGUUACACCGAAUGACAGUUCAGUGUAUUGAAAACGUGUUUCUCUGACAGCCCUGUGGAGGCGUACAGUUGCCAAAUUGCACUUCCGUAAGUUGCUCAAGUUUACAGGUCAAGUUUUGGCAGUAUAAAUACGUUACCCCCAGGGAGUUAUGUGCUUUGUGUUGCCUUUCGCAUUGAUGUAUGGAUUAGACAUUUGUUUGUGCAGCUAUUUUAGUAUUGUGACGCUGACGUGUACCAAGUACUCAGAGUUUUCUGUAUAUUUACCAGCGUUGUCUCUUUUAAAUGCUUGUACAUGUAGUGUGAAAUUUGGCGAUCUGCGUUUAUUUAUGUGUUAAUAGUCUAAGAUAUCUUUGUGUGUGGAUUUUACCUGUGGUAAAAUGCAAAGAGUUGUACAUGCAUGCCUUCACUUCCGACUUUACAGUGUAUAACUGGACCUAAUUUGGUCAACUUGCAAUGCAGACAGGCUGCUGUUUUCAGAAGCAAAUUUGUUUUAGCAGCAGUGCAGAGACGGUUUAAAAACUUGGUCCAUUUGUGUCGGUGGCUGUGGUCGAGAAUGAGCACUUGUCUAUGGGGAAUAGACAUGAUAGAUGCAGCCGAUACUCAUUGGCUUCUACAGGUCUGUGCAUUAUUGUCAGCCGCAGCCGUAAAAUUUGUUCCAAGCCAUAGACAUUGUCAAAUGUGUUUUUAUGUGACAGCCGACAAGCAGCAAGACAUCAGUUUUUCUACGAUUUUACACAUUCUUGCAUGUGUGAGUUUUGAGGCGGAAGACUCAGAACGCAUGCCUGUUGACAAGCGUGGCACGACGGACACCAUGAACAAUGAACUUCAGAACACUGAGAAAUUUCAGAAUGCUUUCCAUUGGAAGUUGACUGUGAAUUCAAAACAAAGAUCACUCCCCAAGUUAAUCGCCUGUUGGCUUUGCUGCAUUGCAAGGAACCUCUCCAGUCGCCUUUUUGAAAAUCACUGGCGGUUUUGUGGAUCAUGUCUUUUGCUGCGGAACUUUUUAAUGACCCAUUGCCAAGUCCAGAGCAUUUACGAGCACGGUCAAUCACUGUACAUGUAUGUACAACGCCAGUGUUCAGCGUUUUACUUUCAACUACAUAUGAUGUACCAUUGUUUGCGUAACAUCUGAUACUUGGAAAACUUGCCUCUUUUAAGUAUUUUUUAAAUAUUUCUUUCCAUCUCAAACCUCUUGCCAGUUUAGUUUAUGCCCGCCCGUUUUGUUGUGUGAAUUAUGUACCUAGACAUUCAUCCAAAUUUUUCCAACACAGGUUUUGAGAAUUGAUGUAUGCUUAACAUUCUUGACUGUUAUUUUCAUAUCUAUUUCUUGAGCUUAAAAAUUGUCCGUCAAAAGGAGAAGUACUACCGAAUGUAAAUUCAAAUAAAUGGAGUCUUUCACUCCUUCAGUUUCAAUAACCCCAAAUAUGUUUAUUCCGAUUCUAACAUGAACAUUGACAGUUGGCACAACACUGUCCGAAUUUCUUAUGCUACAGAUUUCAGGGUCAAAUCCUGCUCCAAUCCGUUUCUUAGUUCAUCAUGAUACUUGUAACAAUUUUUCAUUUGAGAUAAAUACCAGCAAAACCUGUUCAGUGUUCACUUAUUUUUGUCAUUCAACAGUGCCAAAGAGAGACAUGUUUAAUUCAGAAAAGAAGACUUUUAUCAUGAAUGGUUUUAUCACGUAACAUUCUGGAAUAAGUAUUUAUUUAUUUUUAGUGCCCUAUUUUAUUUGAAGUAAAAGUACUGCAUAAACUUUUAACAAUUAGCUGAAAAUAAACUUAUUUAAUGAAACAUUCCCACAGAAUGGGACAUAAUGACAUUGAUGAAUUGACAACAAUUAUGUGUGGACCAGUGUGAGCUCAUGAUCAUUCAGGAAAUAUUAGUCGUAGUUUCUGCUGAGGUUCAGAAAAAAAAACCCAAAUGUCCAGCAGAAUAUGUUCACCGUUACCGAGUUUCUUCCUAAUGUGAUUAUCAUGUAGCCUUGUAUAGCAUGAGUAUAAAUGUUAUCAACCAUUCCUGAUAAGUGAACUGAUGUCACCUCUUAUCCAUUUCCUCUUCAUGAGCAUUGCUUUGGCUAAAUUUUGAGACCGAUUCCGUUUAUCUUUGCAUUCCAUGCAUGUGUGUCAUGGGCAUGCACAUCGACCUGUGUCACUUUUCAAUCCAAGUUAGUCCAAAUAAGAAUGCAAAGAAGUUAUGGCAUGCCAAAACGUUAAUGCCCUUCAAUACUGCGGCGGGUCAAGUGACCUUUAAGAUUUAAAAUACAUUAUUUGGAGGCUGUUAAAGUGACAGGACACUCAUAUGUAGGCUUUGGGUUUUUCAAUUAGCUGAAAGAAAAAAUGUCUCCUUGCAGUUUGCAGUGUGCUAGCCGUGGUUUCCAAUUUUCGGAAUACAUCUCGCUUUGUGUGGUUGCUUCUCUAGGAUACAAAAGUUUUGAUUUCAUAAAUAUCUACGUACUCAGUAUGUUGAGAAAACUUACUCAGUUGCACAGCAAUUAGACACAGAGCAAGAAUUACAUCACAUUUUCACACCUUGUGCAAAGUGUACUGGAAAUACUGGUAUUUGGAUAGCAUAAAUGAUGUGUGGUCAAAGUAAAUGUCCCACAACUGCGUGCUUCAGUCACAUGCACCACAAGUCGCAGAUACCACUUUAUUUUGCUCAUUACAAGCUCUCUGUCAUUAUGAUAGCAUCUGUAUUUUGCAGUUAAUUAAAUAUAGAAGCUAAGUAAUGACAUCCGUGUAUGCAUUGGGUCUGAUAGGUACUCACCAAGCUGGUGACAGACAAUUCUAAAUAAAAUACCAUGAAGAAUUCUGUUUACAAAUUUAAUACAUCAGUACAUGGACCUACGCAUGUAUGUAAUCGUGUCAUCAUGGUUGCUCCAAACAGAAUUUUAGAAAAUACCAGCGGACGUUAAAAACCUGUUGCAAGGUCUCUCUGAACAUUUGAAAUGUAAUUUUAUUCUGCAUUGUGGAACUUUACACAUUAAUAUGUACAUGCUUGCAGAAAUAGUAUACAAGGUUGUGAAUGUAACUUGCUGCACUCUGUAAGUGAUCAAUAAAGCACCCUAAAUCAUA